AUGUCAUUCAGGAGGCAAGUGAAGAACUUCGUGAAAAAUUACUCAGAGGCCGAAAAAAAAGUCAGGGAAGCAACUUCCAAUGACCCCUGGGGCCCCUCUAGCUCUCUGAUGUUAGCCAUCAGUGACAUGACUUUCAACGCGGCCUCCCUCUCCGAGGUCAUGCGCAUGCUGUGGCAGCGACUGAGCGACCACGGGAAGAACUGGCGCCACGUGUACAAAUCCCUCGCCCUGAUGGACUAUCUCAUCAAGAACGGCUCCAGGAAAGUCAUUCAGUACUGCAGAGAGGGCGUCUGUAACCUUCAAAUGCUAAAGGAUUUUCAACACAUAGAUGAAGCCGGCAAAGACCAAGGUCGCUAUAUCCGGGAGAGGUCUAAGCAGGUCAUCACUCUGCUGAUGGACGAGCAGCUGCUUUACAAAGAGAGGGAAGUGGCGACGUGGACAAGGCAGCGGACCUCCUACUCCAUGUCAUUUCCUAGCAGAUUACCUGCCUCAGGGAGCUCACCUACAGCAUGUACUUCUGUUCUCACCCCGGAAAGCCUUACCUCAGAGAAGAAGCAGUCGCAAGACUGCAAGAAGACUGCGAGUCUCCACAAUAAAAGAAACCCCUCCCAGGCCAGGCUGAGGCUGGAGCAGUGCCAGGACGGGCCCGCGCCUGCGGGAGCCUCCCUGCCGCUGUACUUUCCUUCACUCGGGAUGAAGGCGUGGAAAUCUACAGAGGACCUAACACUGUUGUACUCAUAUGAGCAUCUGAAGCAACCUUUGUCAAGGUUACCUCCUUCCAUUACCUCUCCUGCUUCCUGGCUGUCAGAAGAAGCGGAAAUCUGCGAUCUUUGGGACACAGAAGCUGUGUCUACUCCCCCAGAAAAAAAACCAUCGAUGCAGACAAAUAUGAGUUUAGGCAAGAAAUUGGAGAAAGCCAUUACAAAUACUAUCACAGAAGAAAGUCCCCCACAAACUCCUCAGGAAAAGCAGACGGCUGCGAAAAACUUUGAAACGCUGACGCCUUUACAAGCAUUGUGGCCAUCAGGUAAAGAUGAGGUCAUCAGCCUGGGUUUGAGGAUGUCCAAGUCUGAGUCCAUGUUCCACAACCAGUCCUCUGUGGAAACACUCUACGUCUCACCCACAUUCAAAACCAUUAGCCCACUGAGCAAGACCAGUAAGGACCUCCAGACACCUGCACGGUCCAGCAUCUGCCGGAUGGAAGAUGUGUCCCUCAAGCCUUUAGCCAUGCGGGGUGAGUGUACCCCCAAGCAAGCCAAUGACGCAGUCUCCACCGCCUCAGAGGCCGCAUCUUCCUUCUCGACUCUGUCUAUAUCAUCUCCUGACUCGGCCCAUCCAGAGAAGUCAGCCCGACGCUUUACCCCGGUUUUGACCAGUUCUGCCUUCUGGACUCUGCCCCAGCCACAGUCAUUUUCUGACCCCUUCACAUACAAAAAUGAGGCAGUCAGAGUUCGUCACCCUUUUGCGCCCACGGGCACGGCAUCUUCAGAUGAUGAGGAUUACCCCAGUCUUCCAGAUAACUCCAAUCUAGCCAUGAAGAAGCCAAGUUACAGCCCCAGCAGUGGCCGGGUAGCAUUCUCCUCCCUAACUAGAGCGCACUUCCCCGUGGUGUCCCAGGCAAGCUUUCAGAAAAGCUCAGGCUUACCCAGGGACUCUGAGUCACGUGCCAUCCGCACUCUGCUAGCCGAGGUGAAGAGUGCUGUGGUUCGACUCCACGAGGACCUGAGCCUGGUGAUCCAGGAGCUUGGGGUCAUCAACAGCCACCUGGGCAAUCUGAGUGGCAACAGCCCAGCAGUCAGUGAGACCCCGCAGGACCCCCAGUCUCCCAGGGGGAGCCCAGACCCCGUGUAGUCACCUAGCCAGCUUGCUGGAACUCAGUGGUUCCGCUGCCCACAGACCUAGGAGAUUCCUGUUGCUGUAGAGACACGAAGACAAUGACUUAAUUUUUCUUUGUCAAGUUUAUUAGCACCGCCUUUCAAACCGACAAAGCCAUGUGGGGUUAGAUUUCUUUUUUUUUAAGAGAGAGAAGUCACUUUUGAUCAUUUUAGGUUUAGAUAUUGGUUCCUUUGAAACCGAAGGGUAUUUCUGCCAUUCUUUACGUUUCUGAACUUUAUCCCUAGUGAGGAAAGCCUUAGUGCAAGUUUUGGGGAGACUUUAAAGCGCAAAUAGCUGUUGGAGGGCUUUUGGGUGAGCAAGUGAGCCAGGAGAAACCGGGGUUCCCACCCCCACCCCACCCCAGUGCCCAUGCGGAGCUACUAACAGGCUUCUGCCUGAUCUCUCCCUCUUUCAAGUUGAAGCCCCCACAAAUCAAGGGCCUGAAGUCUCCUCAGCUGCCACAGGGUCAGGAGUGAGGCUGAGGCAGGUAGGAUGAGGAGCACACAUUUUUUAUUUCAAUUUCCAGAAAAUUCAGAUGCGUUUCUUUUUUCUUGUAUUUCAUAAAUAAAUUUGAUGUUUUCAA
Molecule: messenger RNA, 2458 nt
Organism: Apodemus sylvaticus (European woodmouse)
Lineage: Eukaryota; Metazoa; Chordata; Mammalia; Rodentia; Muridae
Gene: Enthd1
Product: ENTH domain containing 1
Exons: 6
Coding region: 1-1851 (616 amino acids)
Biological process (GO): endocytosis
Cellular component (GO): endosome; plasma membrane; clathrin vesicle coat
Molecular function (GO): clathrin binding; phospholipid binding
Source: RefSeq, a predicted model, not a curated record